GCAUGCCCAGUCUGUGACUGAUUUUUCACCAAGUAGAACAAUCAACAAGAUCACCAUAAAGACUUUAUCAACAUCAGACCAGUAAAGUGACCACUGAAACCCACUCCCCAAUUUGUCAUCAAUGGACCCAAGCUUAGGGAGAGGAAUCCCUUUGGUCUACAACAAUGGUUUGAGUCCCAGUCUCUAACUUCUUCCUUCUCAAGUACACGGAUCUCUACCAAAGGGACAAUAUUCGGGGAGAUGCAGCCAUUUUGCUGGUCAGCAGGAGAACAGGAACAAGAAAAUGUCAUAGUGGUGGAAUACAACAUCAGUCUCAACAGCAAACCCACCGCUGGAAGCUCCCAGAUCAUUGUGUCAACCAAGUGGAGGAGAGACUGUCAUUUAGAGAACCUUAUGUGAACCCUAUACAGGAAACUUUCCAACUUGCUUCUUUGAUUUUUCAGCCUUACUAUUCUGAUAAUUAGGUGCUGUCUCUUAGAGAGCCUGAAACAGCCAAGACAUGACUCACAGCAUGGAGGAAUCUGUAGAAAUGUUUGGAGAUAUUAACCUCACUCUUGGGAUGCUGAAUAAGGAAGAUAAUAUUAGUAAGGAAGAAAUUUACAGUCAUCUCACUUCUGUUAUUCAGAAUACUGACAUCUUAGAUGAUGCGAUUGUCCAACGGUUGAUUUAUUAUGCUUCAAAGGACAUGAGAAACGACAAUAUUCUCAGAGAAAUCAGAAUGCUAGCUGGUGAAGUUUUGGUGUCUCUUGCUGCACAUGAUUUCAACUCUGUGAUGUACGAAGUACAAAGUAACUUCAGGAUCCUAGAGCUACCAAAUGAAUUUGUUGUGCUUGCCUUGGCUGAACUUGCAACCAGUUAUGUGUCCCAGAGCAUUCCCUUCAUGAUGAUGACCCUGCUUACCAUGCAGACCAUGCUCAGGCUGGCCGAGGAUGAAAAGAUGAAGCAAACGUUCUGUAUCGCCCUGGAGAAGUUCAGCAAAGCCAUUUACAAGUAUGUCAACCACUGGAGAGAUUUCCCCUAUCCCAGAUUGGAUGCCAACCGACUAUCUGACAAGAUCUUCAUGCUGUUCCAGUACAUAAUGGAGAAAUGGGCCCCCAUAGCAUCACCCACGCAUAUUUUGGCCAUCGUUAAGGCACAUGGCCCCACAGUGAGCUUGCUGCUGCACCGAGAAGACACCUAUGAGUACGCCCUGAGCCAGGUACCCUGGCUCCUCACCCAGUAUAAAGACAAAGAGAUUGAUUUCCAUGUCACUCAGAGUCUAAAGCAAAUAUUGACAGCGGCUGUCCUUUACGACACUGGCCUUCCAAGGAACUUGAGAAAAUCCAUCUUUAUCAGUUUACUCCACCAGAUCUGCAGAGUUCCAAAGCCUCCAGUAAAAGAAAAUGAAAUUGAAGCUUCCAGCUGUUUCCUCAUUCUAGCCCACUCCAACCCUGCAGACCUCGUGGAAUUUUUUGAUGAACAAAUAAGAAGUAAUAACGAAGUCAUACGACUGGGAGUCCUGACUCUGUUAAGAUCAGCUAUCAAUGCAGAAGAGCCCAAGCUGAGAGAUCACAUCAUUUCAAUUGAAAAAAUGGUCAGAGUCAUCAUGGGUGACCUCAGUAAAAAAGUAAGAAAUUCCAUCCUCCUCCUCAUCCAAACCAUGUGUGAGAAGUGCUACAUUGAAGCCCGGGAAGGCUGGCCGCUCAUCGAUUAUGUCUUCUCUCAGUUCGCCAUGUCCAACAGGAACCUGGAGAAACCAGUGAAAAGUAACUUCCAAGAGGAUGACACAGGGGAGAAAUUGGUCCGAGACACAAGCCUUGAGGUCUUAAAGACUCUGGACCCACUGGUCAUUGGAAUGCCUCAGGUGUUAUGGCCACGAAUCCUGACUUUCAUGGUACCUAUGGAAUACACAGGAACUCUGGAGCACCUAUUUAACAUCAUCAGAAUUCUGAUUAUGGCAGAGGAAAGAAAGAAGCAAAAUGUCAAGGAGUCCACAGCACUUGUCAUCUCUACAGGAACUGUUAAACUUCCUACACCACAGCAGCUCCUGGCCAGGCUUCUGGUAAUAUCCAUACUUGCCAGCUUAGGGAAAUUAUGUGGGGCUGGCGCAAUAGGACUUUUGAAGAUAAUGCCUGAGAUAAUCCACCCAAAAUUGGUAGAUCUAUGGAAAACACGCUUCCCUGAGCUCCUGCAGCCUCUGGAAGGAAAGAAUGCUAGUAUCGUGCUGUGGGAAACCAUGCUGCUUCAGCUGCUCAAAGAAUCUUUGUGGAACAUCAAUGACACAGCCUGGACCAUUCAACUGAGUCAGGACUUCAACCAGCAAAUGGGCAGUUACAGCAACACCUCCAUUGAGAAGAAAUUUCUUUGGAAAGCCUUAGGAACCACUUUAGCCUCCUGCCAAAAUACAGACUUUGUGGGCUCGCAGAUUAAAGAGUUUCUGAUUGCUCCCACCCAACUGGGUGAUCCGAGACAGGGAACAGCAUCUAUAUUAGGAUACUGUGCCGAGAACCACUUGAAUAUUGUUUUGAAAGUUCUUAAAACAUUCCAAGAUCAGGAAAAGUUUUUCAUGAAUCGAUGUAAGGGCAUUUUUUCUGGGAAAAAGAGCCUCACCAAGACUGACGUCAUGGUAAUCUAUGGAGCCGUGGCCCUCCAUGCUCCCAAGAAGGAACUCCUCGUGAGGCUUGAACAAGAUAUUGUGUCCCAAGUCUUGUUUCUUUAUGGCCAGUGCUCUCAGGUUCUCGGCGUGUCUGUGAUGAACAAGGAUAUGGAUCUGCAAAUGAGUUUCACAAGAAGCAUCACUGAGAUCGGCAUUGCUGUCCAAGAUGCUGAGGACCAGCGGUUCCAGUUUUCCUACAAGGAGCUGCUAAUUGGUCGCAUGCUGGACUUCAUUAGGGAUGAGCCCUUGGAUUCCCUAGCGAGCCCUAUUCGAUGGAAAGCCUUAAUCGCCAUCAGAUACUUAAGUAAACUGAAACCUCAGCUCUCACUAAAUGAUAAUCUCAAUAUUCUUGAGGAGAACAUUCGGAGGCUGCUGCCCCUGCCACCUCUGGAAGACCUCAAAAAUGAGGGUGAGACAGACAAGGACAAGGAACACAUUAAUUUUCUCUAUGAACGAUCCAUGGAUGCUCUAGGAAAACUGCUGAAGACCAUGAUGUGGGAUAACGUGGAUGCAGAGGACUGCCAAGAAAUGUUCAACCUGCUCCGAAUGUGGCUCGUUUCACCAAAAGAGUGGGAAAGAGAAAGAGCCUUCCAGAUCACUGCAAAAGUGCUAACACAUGAUAUCGAGGCCCCAGAGAACUUCAGAAUCGGUUCACUCCUUGGGCUCCUGGCUCCUCACUCCUGUGAUAUGCUGCCCACCAUUCGUCAGGCUGCUGCCAGUUCAACUAUUGGUCUGUUCCAUAUAAAAGGCAUUCACCUAGAAGCUGAGAGGCUGCAGGGUUUACCAGAAGGGCUGGAAUGUGAUGAUGUACAGGUUCAGAUCAAGAUUUCUUCUAAAAUAGCUAAGAUUGUCAGUAAAUUCAUCCCAAGUGAAGAAAUUCAGAUGUUCCUGGAGGAAUCGCUGGAUGGUUUGGAGAACCUCAACCCCAUGUGUACGAAGGCCUGUGGCAUAUGGAUGAUCACCGUCCUGAAGGAGCAGGGAGCUGCCCUGGAAGACCAGCUGAUGGACGUCCUGGGCACAAUUUACCAUCACAUGCCCAUCCUCAGACAAAAGGAGGAAAGUUUCCAGUUCAUGCUCGAAGCCAUCUCCCAGAUAGCCAGCUUUCAUAUGGAUGCAGUCACUGUCCACCUGUUAAAGAAGCCUCUGCCCUUCGACAGGGAUACAAAGAUAUUGUGGAAGGCACUGGCAGAAAAUCCAGCCUCCAGUGGUAAGCUCAUGCAAACCUUGAUAGAAAAACUGGGGAUCGGGUUAGAAGAUGACAUCGCCGGGAUAGAAGCAAUCUCAGAAGCCUGUGCUAUGUAUGAAGUGGUCACAACAGGCAUCCUCAUCACUGAUGUAUAUCCAGAGCUGUUUGUUCUCCUCCUGAAGCUGGUCAGUGUCACACUGGGCCAGAAGAUGCCCACUGCUAACGUGAGCCACAGGCGGCGAACGAUCCAGCAGGGAGAGCGGCAGCAGAUCCCAGACCCCUGCAGGCUCUCAACUGCAACUCUGAAAUGUUUGCAAACCCAAGCCAUGAGAGAAGGCCUUGCAAAAGAAUCUGAUGAGGGGGACAACUUAUGGGGCCUACUCAGCAGUCCUGCUACCCAUCACAUAGGAGUAUGUGCACUGGCCAGGAGCAUGGCAGUGUGGCAACACAGAGUCAUACUGGAAAUCAUGGAGCAACUGUUCUCAUCUCUCACUUCCUCAUCAGAGAACUACCGAAUAACCGGCACAGCUUUCUUCUCUGAGCUCAUGAAGGAGUCGAUCCUUUGGAAGCAUGGGAAUCUGCGGGAGGUACUGAUCUUGAUGGAUCAGAGUGCCUGGGACUCCAAUGCCACUCUGAGGCAAAUGGCCAUCCGAGGACUUGGCAACACAGCGUCUGGAGCCCCUCACAAGGUGAAGAAGCACAAGCAGCUAAUGUUAGAAUCCAUCAUCAGAGGCCUGUAUCACUUGGCUCGCACCGAAGUCGUCUGUGAGAGCCUGAAGGCACUCAAAAGGAUCCUGGAGCUACUCACAGACAGAGAUGUGAGCUUCUACUUCAAAGAAAUCGUGCUGCAGACUAGAACCUUCUUUGAAGAUGAGCAGGAUGAUGUGAGACUGACGGCCAUCUUACUGUUUGAGAAUCUGUCAUCCUUAGCAGGAAAAAGAUGGAAGGGAUUUUUUGCUGAAGAAAUAAAAAAGAGCAUGAUUUCAUUCCUUCUCCACCUCUGGGAUCCCAAUCCCAAGAUUGGAACUGCCUGCCGUGAUGUCUUGAUUGUCUGCGUUCCUUUCCUGGGGCUGCAGGAACUCUAUGGAGUUUUAGACCGUCUCCUUGAUCAGGAUCUACCAAGGGCCAGGGAUUUCUACAGGCAAUUCUGUGUGAAAUUGGCAAAGAAAAACCAGGAGAUUCUGUGGAUCCUACACACACAUUCAUUCACCUUCUUCACCAGCAACUGGGAGAUGAUCAGGAGUGCAGCUGUCAAACUCACAGAUGCCAUUGUUCUCAAUUUGACCAGCCAAUAUGUGGAGUUAUUAGAUAGAGAACAACUGACCACACGGCUCCAAGCACUUCGGCAAGACCCCUGUAUCAGUGUCCAGAGAUCAGCUGAAGCUACUUUGCAGACCCUCCUGAGAAGAUGUAAAGAGAUAAGCAUUCCUCUGUAAACCAUCAAGAAAUAAACAGUUAGGCUUUUUCUAGAAAUAAUUCCUUUCGUCCUAGUGCCUCACAAACAUACAACAUCUUCAAGGAGGAAAAAUGAUGCCUAGGAUGGAGAUCUUGAAGUGGUGGCAAAAUCUCCCCAAAGGCUUCCAGCAGUAAAAACAAAUAAAUAAAUAAAUCCCACAAAGUU
Messenger RNA from Oryctolagus cuniculus (rabbit), 5442 nucleotides. The record is from RefSeq and is a predicted model, not a curated record. Lineage: Eukaryota; Metazoa; Chordata; Mammalia; Lagomorpha; Leporidae.